This is a messenger RNA of Pygocentrus nattereri (red-bellied piranha), 953 nucleotides long. RefSeq names its product myelin protein zero-like 2b (gene mpzl2b). The transcript has 4 exons. Bases 117 to 719 code for a protein of 200 amino acids. Gene Ontology annotation, biological process: cell-cell adhesion. Lineage: Eukaryota; Metazoa; Chordata; Actinopteri; Characiformes; Serrasalmidae. The record is from RefSeq and is a predicted model, not a curated record. Gene Ontology annotation, cellular component: membrane.
CGGUGUAAGCAGGUUGAGUUGAGCGUCUCUCAACAAACUCGAGAAACGAAGGUUUUCAGCGUCACACCGACACUAACAGGGGCUUCUGCCGCUUCAGCUGGGACUCAGGGUUCCUCAUGGGUCGAGUAUGGAUGUACCUGUUCAGUGCUGUAGGUGUGCUGGUCACACCAGGUGCUUAUCGUUCUGCGGCGAUGGAGGUGACUACACCCAAAGAGGUGACGGCGGUCAAUGGGACAAGCGUGCUGCUAAAGUGCACCUUUAAGUCCACCCAUCCCAUCAACGACAUCUUAUUGUCCGUCAACUGGAGAUUCAGACCCCUCGGCCAGACCACCGAGGAAUCGGUGUUCUAUUAUCAGAAAAACCCGUACCCUCUUCCUAGUGGCCGGUUCAAAGGUCAUGUGACAUGGUCCGGGAACGUUUUGAAGAACGACGCUUCCAUCACGUUACAGGACGUCCAGUUUGGUUUUAAUGGGACUUACAGCUGCUUUGUGGCUAACCCCCCUGACGUCCACAGCUUAACUAGCGAGAUCAACCUCCAGGUCGUCCAAUCAGUCAAGCUUUCUGAGAUAGGCAUCCUGGCAGCAGCUGUGGGCGGAGCCAUCCUGCUCGUCCUCCUCAUCCUCUCCAUCUUCCUGACUGUGCGAUACUGCCAAAGAAAGCGUGAGGACACAGGCGUGGAGCUGGAAAACACAGAGUUUAAGCAGGAAAGCAUUUAUUGAGAAAGAGGCGGAGCUUUGCUUCUUCACUUCAUAUCUGCGUCAGGACGUCCAGAAGGUGGCGUGUUUUUCCGACAAAGCCGUGUGUAUCAUCUUCCUGAAUUCCUUAAAAGACUGAUGCUUUUUAUGUUGUGGUGCAACUGAAAAAUGAAGAGGACGAAACUGUUAAUUGGAGAUUUGAACUGAAAUUAGGGCCAAAACGUUUUUCUCUUUAAAUAAAGUUUUUAUAUUUUUUGA